AUGAACCACAACUUCCUAAAACUCAACAGCAAUAAAACGGAAAUUAUAAUCUUUGGCCCAAAAUCCAUCCUCCCCACCUCCCAGGAUUUCUCACUCUGCAUCGAUGGUCACUCUGUCACUCCCUCCCCCCUGGUCAGAAAUCUCGGCAUCAUCAUGGACCCCACACUCUCCUUCAAGUCACACAUCAGCCACGUCACCAAAACAUCUUUCUUCCACCUUCGCAACAUUGCACGCCUUCGCCCCACUCUCUCCUCCUCUGCCGCCAAAACACUCAUCCACGCCUUCAUCACCUCCAGACUCUACUAUUGCAAUAGCAUCCUGUAUGGCCUCCCCAUCCCUGUUCUUCAAAAACUGCAAUAUGUUCAAAACUCGGCUGCCCAAUUGCUCACUCACUCCCCCUCCAGAGAACACAUCACUCCCAUCCUCCGUCAACUUCACUGGCUUCCCUCCAGAGAACACAUCACUCCCAUCCUCCGUCAACUUCACUGGCUUCCCAUAAAACAGCGCAUCAAUUUCAAGAUCCUCCUCACCACCUACAAAGCCCUAAACAACCUUGCACCCUCAUACCUGACCGAUCUCCUCCAUCGCCAUUCCCCCACUCGCCGCCUUCCGCUCCUCCGAUGCCAACCUUCUCACCCCCAUCACCAAGACCAAGAUCCUGAGACUGUGCUGGGAGACACAGUGAACCUGCUCUGUCCACAUAGAUGCUGCAGCUUCCUGUUUUGGUCUGUUGUCACGCUGGUCGUCAUAUUAGUCAUCACCUCAGCUGUGGUCAUCAUCCUCCACCUGAACCACGUCCCUCUGCCCUUCAUCAGCAGGGGCAGGGGCUCCUCCUCCUCGCCGGUGAUCUCGACCAAUCCCAAAGAGUCUGGCCCCCUGGUGUCCGUCUCCCGUGUAGCAGACGGUGAGCCAAUCAGCAUCUUCCUGGACCCCAACUGUCCGGACUACAGCGAGAACUUCUUGCGUUGGGAGGCGCUGCAGACGUCCCUGCUACAGGCGUUGUCCAGUCACAAUGCAGAUGACUGGCAGGACACGGGACUGGUCGACAAGCUGGCCGAGGAGCUGAAGGUGUUGUCAGGCCACGCCCACAAUCUAAGGCUGGAAACUGAUUUUCUGAAAAGAGGCCAGAGCGUUCUGGACCAGCGACUGGACGGACUGCAGAGCGAGCAGAGUCGCGUCGUACAGGUGCUCUCUGACAGUCACUCAGGUGUGUUGAAGCUGGUCUCAGGUUUCAGUGAUUCUCUGCUCAGCCUUCAGAGGGAGACGGAGAGUCUGAGGAGACUCAACACAGAGCUGCACAAAGACUCCGCCCACACAGCUGUCAGACCCAGAGACUGCAGUGAUGUCAUGGCAUCUGGCAUCUCUGAGGACGGAGUUUAUUCUGUGUUUCCGACUCACGACCCCGACGGCUUCAUGGUUUACUGCGACAUGACGACUGAAAGAGGAGGCUGGACGGUGAUCCAGAGGAGGGAGGACGGCUCUGUGAAUUUUUUCAGAGACUGGGCAGCAUACCGAGAUGGCUUCGGAAAAACUACAGGAGAGCACUGGCUAGGUCUCCAGAGGAUCUACUCUCUGACCAGAUCAGGUGGUUAUGAGUUGCGGAUUGAUAUGGCCGACUUCGAUAAUGCCACAGCGUUCGCUCAUUAUGGUGAUUUCUCUGUUGGUCGGGAUUCUGUGAACCCCGAGGAGGAUGGAUACCCACUGACCGUGGACCAGUACUCAGGGACUGCAGGUGACUCCCUCCUGAAGCAUUCUGGGAUGCAGUUCACCACCAAAGACCGGGACCAGGACCAGUCAGAGAACAACUGUGCAGCGUACUACCAGGGGGCGUGGUGGUACCGUAACUGCCACACCUCUAACCUGAACGGGCAGUACCUGAGGGGAGGCCAUGCCUCCUACGCUGAUGGGGUGGAGUGGUCCAGCUGGACGGGCUGGCAGUACUCACUCAGGUUCACCGAGAUGAAGAUACGACCCAACACCAAACCAAACUCCUGAUUAUCAGAUCCUAAACCUGACCCCUACCCCUGACUCCUGACCCUUUAACCUGAACUAAACCUGACCCUUGACUUUUAAACCUGAACUAAACCUGACUCCUGACCCUUUAACCUGAACUAAACCUGACCCCUGACCCUUUAACCUGAACUAUACCUGACCCCUGACCCUUUAACCUGAGCUAAACCUAACCCAUUCCAACCUCUGACCCUGUAACGCCUGUGUACCUUACCUGAACACACCCUCUGACCCCUGACCUCUGACCUCAGUGGCGGCGUCAGGACCACCGGCCGUCAGUCUGUGUGUUUUCUAAGAUGUGAUCAUGUGUUCUUAUCUCCAAUAUCUGGCUGUGUGUUCUGAUCAAUAACUUUUCAUAUUGAUGAUGUCAGAGCUGAUGGAUCAAUAAACAGUUUCUGACCU
Messenger RNA from Epinephelus moara (kelp grouper), 2412 nucleotides. RefSeq names its product fibrinogen C domain-containing protein 1-like. Lineage: Eukaryota; Metazoa; Chordata; Actinopteri; Perciformes; Serranidae. The transcript has 9 exons. The record is from RefSeq and is a predicted model, not a curated record. The coding region runs from base 1 to 1995 and encodes 664 amino acids.